Messenger RNA from Oikopleura dioica, 2682 nucleotides. NCBI's taxonomy places the organism in Eukaryota, Metazoa, Chordata, Appendicularia, Copelata, Oikopleuridae. The record is from the annotation of a GenBank genome assembly.
AUGGAAGAACAGGACGAAUACGAAGCGUGGCUCGCCGAACAGGUAGCGGCCAACCAACCCAACAAACAAGAUGAUGAAUUUGACGUCGAAGAAGAUGUCUUUGCGGAAAUCGACGCAAUGGAAAAGGCGAUGGCAGAAGAAGAAGCGAAUGCGUCACAGGGAGAAGGCGAUCUCGUAAUCGACGAGCCUGCUGAAGAGAAUCAGCAAGAAUCGUUUACGAAUCCUUUCGAAGAAUCUUCUGCUGACGAAGCCAACGAACCCGCCCCAGAAUCUAGCGCUAAAAGAAAGCAUUCAGAGAACGAGGCAGUUGAGCAUGCUGCGAAACGCACCCGCAUGGAUAUUGAAGAUUUUCUUCCUAAGCCAACAAAAAUUCUUAGAGUGCCUCCUCUUGACAGUGAUUUUGUAAGGCUGUGCUCAGAAGAGGGCGAAACCCGCUAUGUCCGAAAAGUGCCCCAUUACACUCACAAAAUAGCCUGUUCUGACCUAGACCUAGGUUCUGACAUGAACCUGCUGGGCGAAUCGAUGUUCGAACUCAAGCUAAAAGCAGACGACUUGAGAGAAGAAAUGGAAAUGCACGCAUUGAAAAUCAAAUCCCUGAGUGCAUCUUCCGGCGCCAGAAGUAAUCAAGGCCAAACGACAGAAUGGACAAGUACCUAUCGAGCUAAAAAAUACACAGAGCUGCUAUCAGACGAAUACAUCAACCGAACGAUUAUUAAGUGGCUAAAGAAGUGGGAUCCGUGUGUGUUUUAUAAAAAAUCUGCUAUCGCGAAGAAGAAAGAAGAAGCUCAAAAGAAAAUGACGGAAGACGAAAAGAAAAAGAAGCGAUUCAAACAGGCCUGGUCAGAGAACAUGGCCGAGGAAAUUGAUGAAGAAGAUCCUCUUGACAGACCGAAAAUGAAGAUCCUGAUGCUUUGCGGAGCCCCUGGCCUUGGUAAAACUACUCUUGCUUUCGUCGCCGCUAAACAUUGCGGCUACAAUGCGGUGGAAAUGAAUGCAUCUGAUGACCGUGCGGGCGCUGAAUUCAAGCGGAGAGUCGACGAUGCUCUUACAAACUGCUCCGCGUCGAAUAAGAAACCAUCCUGUCUUAUUCUCGACGAGAUAGAUGGUGUUCAUGCCGCCUCAGCGAAAUUUCUCCUUUCCCGAAUUAAAGCAGUGGAAACCAAGAAGAAGAAAGGGAAAAAGAACGAGGUCGGCCCAUUGAAACGGCCUAUAAUUUGCAUUUGCAAUGAUCCGUAUGUUCCAGCUUUGCGAGAGUUGCGUAAAGAAGCCUUGAUUGUUAAUUUCAAUGGCAUAGGAAAAGGUUCAAAAUUGUUCUCUGAAACAGUCAAAAAAGAUUAUUUCCAACCUUUCAAAGAUCGUUCAAAACUUACCGCGCGUCUUCAAGAAGUAUGUGAUCAGAACCAAGUCAAGCCGGAAGCAGGAACUUUACAAAAGCUAGCCGAAAAGUCCGACGACGAUAUUCGUAGCUGCAUUAACGCUCUUCAAUUCUUAUCGAUGGCCAACGAAGACAAGUCGGUGUCCAUCGAAGACUUGUCAAAAUGCUCGAUGGGCAAGGAUCAGCAGCGAACUCUUCAAUACGCACUCAAAGAGAUUCUAGCCGUCGGAAAGAAUAAAACAAACCGGCUCCAGAAUGUCAUCGACAUAGCGAGACAGUACGGAGAAACUGACAAGCUUUUGAGCAAUACAUUUGAACUGUGCGGCGAAGUUCGAGCACCAAGUUCCAUGGAACAGCUUUACAAAUCGCGCGAUUGGUAUGGCUGGGCUGAUCAAAUGACCCAGUUUGUGCAGAAGAAUCAGCACUAUGCACUAGAAGCUGAAAAGGUUUACGCUGUUGCAGGCGUCCAUUACAACAUUGCCCAGAACUCCGAGGUAGAGGGAGUUCUCAAGCCACAAAAUGUCUCGUGGGAGAUGCGACAAAAACAGAUGGUCAGAGAAAAUCUCCUAGAAAGUGUUCGUAACGGAUUGAAUAUGGUCACGCGAAAGAGUUUCAUCGGCUUUGAGCUUAUCAAUGCUCUGCCCAAUGUUUUGUCGAUGCUUGAGCCGAACAUACGAUCUGUGAAUCCUAGUCUUUUGAGCAAAGGCGAGCAACAAGCGCUUCAGCAAUGUGUUGGAACGUUUGUUGAUUUCGGGCUGACUUUGAAAAGUGUCAAAAACGAGGAAACGAUGACCCACAACAUGGUCGUUGAGCCACCCUUAAAAAUUAUUACCAGCUUCCCUGACGAGAGUAAAAAGGCAAAACGAGGAUUGACUCAGCAAACAAAACUACUGAUCGCUUCUGAGAUCGAGCGCGAAAAAGUUCGUAGAAUGCAACUUACCAUGGACAGAGGAAUCACAAAUAAAGCGCUGCAAGAUAUAAGCAACACUGGUGCCGCAGUUCAGAAAACACCGAAAAAGAAUGAAUGUCUCGCGUUGAAAGCAGUUAUCCGACCAAAAGCGCCAAAAGUUGAGGAAAAAAAGACCUUUCGCCGUGGAGGGCUGGGCGCCUUUAUCACCAAAACAAAACGAGAAAAACCGCUGCCAAAAGAGAAUCCAAUGGAUGAAACCGUCAUGGGCGUCGUCGAAGAGCCGGCGAAGAUAGACCCUGGCGUUGGCACCAGCGAGGUCUACUUCGCCUUCAACGCGGGUUAUUCAAAUGCUGUGCGCCAAAAAAUCACUAUCGAAGAGCUCUUGAAAAAUAUCUAG